GCCUCUCAGCCAAUCACGAGUAGCAUAUCUGAGGACAUCAAUCAACGGAAUGAAACUGUGACUUCGAACGUGAAUAGGACAAUUCUAGUUUAGGUUAAUGCAUAACUCAUAAGAGUCGUUAGAGUAGAGUCGGUUUGCAAUUCAGAUCAGCGAAACUUAUGUGUAAAACUAUUACAACAAAUUUAAUGUGUACCAAAAGAGAAUAAUAGAUAUGGCUACUAGUGCAGGACUAUAUCUGGCCUCAAGCACACCGCCUUCACUUAAUUCAUCCUCUCUAGGAGACCAAAUUCACAAUAUGCAGUGUGGCAUUUCUCAACAAGCUCAAUACCAUCACAGAAAUGAUAUGGACUUAAAAUAUCAGGAAAUGAAAUAUAUGCCCCCGCAGCACCAAAAUGGACAUCGUUUGGACUACCAUAACCCAUGGGGCAUUCCGUGCACGGACGCUUGGAACAAUUCAGCUAUGCCUCAACUUCAGGAUAUGAGAGACAUGCGAGAAUCUGUUGUGAUGAGGGACAUUAAAUAUGACAUUAAACAAAAUCAAGGAAAUGAUGGAAGUCAGCUAGCUACAUUACAUCAUAGACCUCAGCAGAUACAUUCUCCACAUGCCUGGCACACACAGUUAUCUUCACCCCAUCUGAACUUGUCAAAUGGAGGGGGUGGUCAGAUGCAGCAUCAUGGGUACGGAAUGCCAAUGAACGGUAUGUUGUCUCCCCAUGGCAUGCACCCGGCUAUGAGGGACCCGGAACAUGAACUGGACCAUCACAAUCCUUCGGAUGAGGACGCCCCAUCGUCGGACGAUCUAGAGGCUUUUGCAAAACAGUUCAAACAGAGACGGAUAAAGUUAGGAUUCACUCAAGCAGACGUUGGCUUAGCUUUAGGGACAUUGUACGGUAAUGUUUUUUCUCAAACGACAAUUUGUAGAUUUGAAGCACUUCAAUUAAGUUUUAAAAAUAUGUGUAAACUCAAACCUUUGUUGCAAAAGUGGUUAGAAGAGGCUGACUCAACUACGGGAUCAACCACUAGUAUGGACAAAAUAGCCGCUCAGGGUAGAAAAAGGAAGAAGCGUACUAGCAUUGAAGUGACAGUCAAAGGUGCGUUGGAGCAACAUUUUAUAAAACAACCAAAGCCUACAGCACAGGAAAUACUUCACUUAGCGGACUCUUUACAGCUAGAAAAAGAAGUUGUGCGCGUUUGGUUUUGUAACCGAAGACAGAAAGAGAAACGAAUGACACCCCCGGGUGUAGGAGCUAAUGGUGAACUUUUAAUGACUGAUUCCGAUCAGGGAGAAAACUCUAGUGAUAGGAGUCCAAUGUCACCUCCAGUCAGUCAUAAUGGACUAAACGGUGUCCACCCUGGUAACCAGAACGGUAUGAGUAUGUCUUUAGCAUCGUCUAUAAACGGAAUGUCACCCAGUGGUCACUUAGAAAUUGGUCAAUUAUUAAACUCUCACCUUCAACAGCCUCAAGCUCAUCAUUACAAUACACAAAACCAUUCGCCGACCCACUGAUAAACUUUGUGUGAAAAAGACCUAAGGUUUUAUUCGUAACAAUGUACCAAGAAAGUGUGUGUUGCCGUUCAAUCGUCCAAAGGAAAGUGUCACCUCCGCUUCAAUACACGGUGAUGUAUACCAUAUACAUUUAUUAUGCAUAUUCUUAUAUUAUAAGAACGUUAUAUUAACGGUGUCAAAAAAAGAAAGGGGCCAGAAAAUAUGUUGUCUAAUACUCCGAAUGAUUUGGUAUGUGUAUAUAAUAGUAGACUUUUUAGGGAGUUUUAUUUAAUAAUAUUAUGGAAAGUGUCUGAUUAGUGCAAUUUGUGAAUUCUACCAAAUACGUGCCUAUAUAUUGAUGUCUGUCUAUUCAAAAAAAGAAUUUAAAAAAUUAUAAUGUGAUCGUCUUUCUAAAUAAACAAGAAGAAAGUUGAUCAACUCUUUACAAUUCAAAUAUUUAAAGUUAGCAUUUAUAUUAUAUAUCCCAGAAAGUCAACAAAUCAAGUCGGUAAUAUUAAACAAGAUUCUUUAAAAUUGUUUAAGUGAGAUUUUAAAGACAUUUAAACUUCAAUUAAUUAUCCUACGAAAAACUGUAUGUACUUAGAUCUCUUUACAACUCAUAAUUGAAUGAUUAAUUUUUAUAAAAUUUUAUUUUCAUUUUGAAAUUAAUAUACUCUACUCUGUAUAUUACAGACAAUUGAGUUUGAAAUUUGGAAACACCAAAAGUAUAAGUUUAAUCUAAUUCGAUUUAUGAAACAAUAUUUCAAUACACAAAAUUACAAAUUGUUUAUUGUGUGUAACCAGAUUAUGUUACAUUAAUUAUUUUAAGACUAAUUUAUUCUUAUGAUAAGGAGAAUUUGUUUGACCUACCAAUUACCGUUUGUCGCUUGAUAUUAAUAAGAAUAUCUAAUCCAUUGAUAACUCUUAUCAUUCCGUGUGCUGUUAUUUUUUAUUAGUUGGGUUGUAAAUUUAUUAAGAAAAAUUGAGAGACUUGAGAAUAUUUUUCAUUCCAUUUUUGUAACACUAUUUAUUUACGCUGUUGAACAGUUAUUUAUAAAUGUCCUUACGACAUAAUGUCACUGGACCCUAAUUGAUAUGUGUGUUUUUGUUAUUGUUUUUCUUUGAUUUGUAAGAAUAUAUUGUGAUUUUCAUUAAUUUAAAAAAUUACAUGUCCAUGUUCAGGGUUUGAAGUUGCCUGUACAUUAAUAAUAAAUAUUUUUUAACAAA
Molecule: messenger RNA, 2713 nt
Organism: Mytilus trossulus (common blue mussel)
Lineage: Eukaryota; Metazoa; Mollusca; Bivalvia; Mytilida; Mytilidae
Product: POU domain, class 3, transcription factor 4-like
Exons: 1
Coding region: 212-1507 (431 amino acids)
Biological process (GO): regulation of transcription by RNA polymerase II; brain development
Cellular component (GO): nucleus
Molecular function (GO): DNA-binding transcription factor activity, RNA polymerase II-specific; RNA polymerase II cis-regulatory region sequence-specific DNA binding
Source: RefSeq, a predicted model, not a curated record